AUGACGUACAAUCGAACGGAGAAUAUUGGGAAAAGUACAAGUCAAGGGCAACAUGAUAAAUUGACACACCUUAUACAAUCUUGUAAGUACCCGCAAUUUAAACAUAAAUUGCCGAACAAUGGAAAUGGGUCAAACACGGUUGUCAAUUUGUCAUCAAAACAACUAUCAGCUGAUGCUGUCAAUGUACUUACCCGAGGCCUAAAUUACGCGCCGGCACCUCGGAAAUUACCUGUGGAGGAUAUCAUAACAAAUGUCGAAAAUACAAUCUUCCGGAAUAGGAUACCUCGCAGUGACGCCGAGUGCCUGCGUCAAGACGUUUCGUCAUUAUUGCGCAAGUCAUCGCCACCUAAAUCGAACAUACCGGUGAAGGAGAUGUCAGCACUCCGUGAUUUGCGUAAUGAUUCGGAUAUCCUAGUGCUACCAGCGGACAAAGGCAAUGCGACUGUGGUGGUCGAUACGGAAGCGUAUGAGCAGAAGAUCACGCAUAUGCUUAGUGACACCACAGUAUACAAGCAGGUGUCGUAUGAUCCGACUGCGAGGGUAACUACGAAAACUAUCAAGUUACUGCAGAGCCUUAGUGACAAGGAACUGGUGGCACGUCUGCGCCCUCAAAACCCAACGCCACCUAAGAUAUACGGGUUGCCCAAAAUCCACAAGCCAAACUGGCCCCUAAGACCAAUAGUUAGUCAAAUAGACGCACCUACCUACAACCUGUCGCGUCAUUUGGCUACUAUACUGCAACCGUUUACCGGUAAAACAAACACCUUUGUGAAGGACUCCCGCCAUUUUGUCGCCUUAUUGGAAGAUGUUCGCCUCCAAGACACAGACAUUAUGAUAAGUUUCGACAUAACAUCGCUAUUCACAAAUGUUCCUGUAGAUGAAACGAUAUCUAUAAUUACCAACAUACUUAAGGACACUGAUUUACCUACUGGAUACAUCGCGUGUGUUAAUCAUUGUCUCACCACAGGUUACUUCCUGUGGAGAGGGGAAUACUACCUGCAGGUGAACGGAGUGGCUAUGGGGUCGCCACUGGCGCCGGUGGUGGCUAACAUCUACAUGGAGUGGUUUGAGGGUCAGGCCUUGGCAUCCGCCCCGGUACGACCGCGACAUUGGUGGAGGUAUGUUGAUGACGUGUUCGCGAUCGUCAACCGGGAACAUGUGGCUGAAUUUGUGGGACACUUGAACUCAGUGCACGGCAGUAUACAAUUCACCACUGAAGAAGAGAGAGAAGGGAUGUUGCCGUUCUUGGAUGUCCUCAUACUGAAAGCUGAAUUUAAAGUGAUUUUCAGUCUGAUAGGUCCCGAGUAA
Spodoptera litura is the source of this 1308-nucleotide messenger RNA. Lineage: Eukaryota; Metazoa; Arthropoda; Insecta; Lepidoptera; Noctuidae. The record is from RefSeq and is a predicted model, not a curated record.